Bursaphelenchus okinawaensis is the source of this 528-nucleotide messenger RNA. The record is from the annotation of a GenBank genome assembly. NCBI's taxonomy places the organism in Eukaryota, Metazoa, Nematoda, Chromadorea, Rhabditida, Aphelenchoididae.
AUGACACAGAAGUUGCUGACAACUUUGUUGUUGUGCUUCUUGUUGUUGUCGGCUGAUGGCGGAAUGCCAAACCUCAACCUACCCAACAUGAACCCGUUGGCUUACUUCUGCGGCCCUUGUAAGUCAUUGUUGGAGAAGUUUAGAUGCAGAUUACCGACAGCCGAUGAGGUGGCUGACAAGUCUUUGUCUUUACUUAUACAAGUAAGUUUUUUUGAGUUGGUUAGAGCUUUGUUUAACGGUAGUUUGUCUACAUUAUUUUAGGUAUAAAACAAUUUAAAUUUCAUUUUUUAAAUCCAUCUUUAUUUUAAAAUAGAGGUUAUCUGUGCUACUGUUUAUCUAUUUUGUUGAUUCCAGCAACAAUGUGCCAUGUAUACCGCUGGAAUACCAUUUGCGGUGCAAAUGUGUGUUAAAGCAGGUAAGAUGGCCAUAGACAAGAUUUUGGACAAAAUCAAAGAAAAUGUGAAUACAGGACGUCGAUUGCAUCCAGAAGAAGAUUGUACGAUGAUGAAGUUUUGUUCAGCUGAGUGA